CGGUUUCACAAGGGCUUCGGCAGUCGCGCAUGUAGAAUGUGCAGUGUAGUUUGUUGGUGUCUGGUUCACGGUGUCAAUUAAUAUAUUCAAUCGAAUGGAAUAUCAUGUUGGGCAAACAUUUGAUAGUAACAGUAAUCAUUACGGCAAAGAAUAUGCAUUCAGAGUGGAAAGUUUCUCGAGUAAACAUUGUUAAGAAAAUGUUGCAUAAAUUUCUUAUGAUGACUGACCGUAUCGUGCCAGAUAUAAGGCAAUUGAAUAAAUUGUGAGCAAGGCAAAUGAAAAAAUCGCGUGGACGACGCAUAUGCGGUUCUCGAUUAAAACAAAGAGAGUUAUUACGCAUUACUUGCCGUGCGGCAUAGUAAUAGACAAAAAAAUCAAUGAUUGACAACGAAAUGCGUGUGAUUGACACGAUCGACCAAAGCUACUGGAAUGGAAAAUUCGUGCCACCUCCCCCGAGACCACCAUUUCUAGAGGAUUCCAUCGCACCUGAUGGUCUAACCACGUGCGAUCUAUGCUCCUGGGCGUGGCAGGACAGGGGAACUUUGUCGCUCGAUGGAGCCAUAAAAGAGAUAUUUUCAUCCUCCGACUCGAAAGAAUUCAACUGGACAUUUACACUAAUUGUGGUUUCACUUACAUCCGCGUUUUUCGGUGCCGUAAUAAUGAUAGUUUUUCUAAGAUGUAAAAGUUUAAUUUGGAAUUUCAGAAUGCGUACCAACCAAAAUGGGCGGCGAACGUUAUGCUUCGACUCAAGUAGUACAAAGGAUACUAGCGGCUUAAACUUUGAAAACCAAGUGUCGAAAAAUUCAACGAACGGUUCGUGUAGUCCACGUAGCACAAAUUCGGGCCUCUGGACGUGGUUCAGCAGCCGAAAAAAUCUUUCCACACCGGAUCAACUGGUAAACUCACACACGCUACCGGUGGAAAAUCAUUACACACAUAUGGAUGAUAACAACUACAAUCCAGUGCAGAUCGAUGAAGCUUCUUAUGCUGAGGUGGGAAAUGAAGUGGGACCAUCGGAAACCGGGUCUUUCAAGUCAGGGUCCGUGAAACAAGGAGCAGACAGCGACAUUCUGAUCAUGAACUGCCCACUACCAGCAAUUCCAACAUCCCUGCACAGUGCAACAGGAGGAGCGAGUGGGUCGGGUAGCGCGUAUUACUCUGGGCUAUUGAAUAAUGUCAACAUAGCGGGUGAAGAAGAUGAAGACGAACGCCCAUAUGAAAUAGUGGACCUGAAGGAAAUUUCUUCACCUCAUAAAAACCCGAACGUUCAAAGCUAUUUCCUGAACGAAACAAAUAACUUGCUAACCAUCGAAAAGCAAUCGGAUGCCAUGCCGGAAGGCACCAUUUCAGCUUCGGAUUACGUUUGAUUGCAUGAGUAAGACAAGCUUUGAAGGAAAAGCAGUGUAAUGAAAUAUUUUCCCCGUGUGAUCUUUUUU
Anopheles bellator is the source of this 1436-nucleotide messenger RNA. RefSeq lists its product as uncharacterized. The transcript is spliced from 5 exons. Bases 378 to 1367 code for a protein of 329 amino acids. Lineage: Eukaryota; Metazoa; Arthropoda; Insecta; Diptera; Culicidae. The record is from RefSeq and is a predicted model, not a curated record.